Fundulus heteroclitus (mummichog) is the source of this 2952-nucleotide messenger RNA. Its product is annotated as solute carrier family 23 member 1. The coding region runs from base 186 to 2006 and encodes 606 amino acids. The record is from RefSeq and is a predicted model, not a curated record. Gene Ontology annotation, molecular function: transmembrane transporter activity. Gene Ontology annotation, cellular component: membrane. NCBI's taxonomy places the organism in Eukaryota, Metazoa, Chordata, Actinopteri, Cyprinodontiformes, Fundulidae. Gene Ontology annotation, biological process: transmembrane transport. The transcript has 12 exons.
AGAUGAGGUGGGCCUAUUAAUGAUUUUGAGUUUUCUUUUUUUUGCUGAAGUCAGAGCACUCUGCCUUUCUGCCUCUGGGCCAUGUCCACACAGCAUGGCUAUAGACUAAAAAAACUGUGUCUUUUAGCAGAAUCCUUUGAUUGACACAUUUCUACUAAAGCGUAUGAUUUCAUAGGGCAGUUGCAAUGGAUUCAGUGAAGGAAAGCAAUGGACAUGACAACCUUGCAUUUGAUAUGCAUGAAGAAGUCAAUGAUCAACUCAGGACAAAGGCAGAUAAAUCCAACCGGACCGACUGUGUGGCAGAGGAGGACAGAAACAAACCAACCUAUUGUGUGACCGAUGUCCCUCCUUGGUACCUUUGUAUUUUCCUGGCCUUUCAGCACUACCUGACAGCCUUCGGUGCGAUCAUCGCCAUCCCCCUCAUCCUCUCUGAGGGGUUAUGUCUGCAGCAUGAUACCCUGACCCAGAGUCUUCUAAUCAACUCCAUAUUCUUCGUUUCUGGCCUCUGCACCAUUCUACAGGUUACCUUUGGCAUCAGACUUCCUAUACUGCAGGGAGGUACUUUUGCCUUGGUGACCCCAGCCAUGGCCGUUUUAUCUACGCCAGAGUGGAAGUGCCCGGCUUGGACCCAGAAUGCAAGUUUGGUCAACACCUCCUCCCCUGUUUUCAUUGAAGAAUGGCAGAGCCGCAUGAGAACCCUGCAGGGCUCUAUCAUGGUGGCCUCUGUCCUCCAGAUUCUUGUUGGUUUCUCUGGCCUCAUAGGGUUCCUCAUGCGCUUCAUUGGCCCCUUAACCAUCGCCCCCACCGUGUCUCUUAUAGGCCUGUCUCUGUAUGACUCCGGCGGGGUAAAGGCUGGCAGCCAUUGGGGCAUUUCUGCUUUGACUGCAGGGCUGAUAAUUCUCUUCUCUCAGUACCUUCGUCUCAUACCAAUUCCUGUUCCGUCAUGCAGCAAAACCGAGAAAAGGAAAAUCUCAAAGUUUUAUGUCUUCCAAACCAUGCCUAUUCUGCUGGGCAUUGCUGUCUCGUGGCUAGUCUGUUACCUCCUCACCAUAUCUGAUGUCCUGCCGUCUGAUCCUACCCGAUACGGUCACCUGGCCCGUACUGAUGUGAAGGGAAAUGUGGUGAGCCAGGCUUCCUGGUUCACACUGCCAUACCCCGGCAUGUGGGGGACUCCUACUGUAAACCUGGCUGCUGUGGUUGGGAUUUUGGCUGGAAUAAUAUGCUCCAUGGCAGAGUCUGUGGGCGACUACUAUGCCUGUGCCAGGUUGUCCGGGGCUCCUCCCCCUCCAAAGCAUGCCAUUAGUAGGGGCAUCGGUGUUGAAGGGCUUGGCUCUUUACUGGCGGGAGCCUUUGGGACAGGCAAUGGCACGACUUCUUUCAGUGAGAAUGUGGCAGCUCUCGGUAUCACCAAGGUGGCUAGUCGGACUGUGAUUCUUCUAAGUGGAUUCCUCAUGAUUUUGAUGGGAAUGGUGGGCAAAAUUGGAGCCAUCUUCACAACCAUCCCCACUCCGGUAAUUGGAGGGAUGUUUCUGAUCAUGUUUGGUGUCAUAUCUGCCGCAGGAAUUACCAAUUUGCAGUUUACAGACAUGAAUUCUUCUCGGAACAUCUUUGUGUUUGGCUUCUCCAUUUUUUCUGCGCUUGUCAUUCCGAACUGGAUCAUGAAGAACCCCGGGGUUCUAGAAACAGGUGUCAAAGAGGUGGACCAAGUUUUGAAUGUAUUGUUCACCACCCAUAUGUUUGUGGGAGGGUUCCUUGGCUUCUUCCUAGAUAACACGAUUCCUGGGACCAAGCGUGAACGUGGCCUCCUCACCUGGAACACAGAACAUCGUGAAGACUCCAGGAACGCCUUGACACCAGAAGACGUUUAUAAUCUCCCGUUCGGAAUAACUACUUGUCUUCAAACCCGGUCCUGGGUCCGUUACGUCCCCUUCUGCCCACCGACCAAUCACAUGACGGAGGAUGUCGUGUCACAGGGUCAGGGGACUGAGCAAAUGACAAGAGUUUGAACUGUUUUCAUCGGGUCACAAACAUGCGUCUUUUUCUUAAAGUUAAGACUUUGUUCAGCUUUACUUUUCAUUGCUGGUUGAUUGUUAAAUAUACAUAUUGUAGCACAUUCAAUUCAUUGUAGGCCGCUAAUAAUGCAUUUCAUGAAAACAUGAAAACAUGCAGCUCUGUUUCCUCUUGUUCCCACUUUAUUUGACUUAAUAUAUUGAAAAAUACAACAACAAGAUAACAUUUCAAUAACGUUUCUGGUCAACAUGGGGAACCUGCGACACACUGAUCGGCUGCCUUCACAUUUUGUCAAUACCAAAAGGAGAACUACUGAAUGAUUAAACUGUUCCAGGCGUGUUCCAUUUUCUCUUAUCCUUCUAAUAAGUCUUGGAGCAGGCGCUGAAAACCAGAUUGUUGUUGUUCCUCAGUUUCCCCUUUCAAAGGAAAUUAAAUUCAGCCUGAAGGUAUACUAUCAUACAUCCGCAUCUCCACAUACAGGCAGCUGCUAAAAACACCACAGCAGCAGCGGCAUACAGGCCGUUAUUGUGUAUCCUUUACAAACAGAUAACUCAUUCUCUCUAUCUCUCCUGCUUACCUUCCAUGCUGUCGGCUCUUUGUCUCCAUGUUCAUUUCCUCUGUCUAAUCACCUCUGACAGGCAGAUGGGAGAGGGUGUAAUGUUUUGACCCGGGGACCCAGCAUAUCUCCCCAAGGGCCAUUUUGACCAUUGGUCAGUGGUUCACCUCCCACUCUGUGCUAUUUCUGCAUUCUGCAGAAUCGCCAGGCGCUACAAAUUUGUCUGUACGCAGAGUUCCUAGCAAAAUGUUGAUAUCGCUUAAACUUGUUCAUGCUUUGUCAUGUUACAAGCACAAACCUUAUUUAAUUGGGAUCAAAUGCAAUGAAUAUUUAUAUGAACACACCUUACAGUACAAAUAACCAAAAAUCAUUGACAUCCUACCGGA